Astyanax mexicanus (Mexican tetra) is the source of this 9241-nucleotide messenger RNA. RefSeq lists its product as uncharacterized. The transcript has 4 exons. The record is from RefSeq and is a predicted model, not a curated record. NCBI's taxonomy places the organism in Eukaryota, Metazoa, Chordata, Actinopteri, Characiformes, Acestrorhamphidae. The coding region runs from base 305 to 6940 and encodes 2211 amino acids. Gene Ontology annotation, biological process: retina development in camera-type eye; intracellular signal transduction; axoneme assembly. Gene Ontology annotation, cellular component: axoneme.
UGUAUACUAUAACAGAUACUGACUAAUAUUCCUCCAACAGCAUUUAUCUCUUACGAACUGGCUCUUUAGUUAGAAAUGCAGAAACACACAGGCACAAAGUGUAUUUUGCACACAGACACACCUAUUCCGUGAAGAUGGCUCUCCUCACUGUGGCUGGGAUUAGUAGUGAGCAAAGAUUAAGCAAAUUAAUACUGAAGCCACUGCCCAGAAUAACUCAGUCUCCAGCACGGAGCUCCACAGCUCAACAUGAGAGGCCAGCCGCUCUAUUCUGACUUCCUACUCCACAUGGGAAAACUUUGAGAUUAUGAAUGAAGCUCCAGCAGUGAGGAAAGCCCCACCACAGGCCCAGUCUUCUGGCAGCGUUCAUACUUUGAUGACAUAUCGCCAACCAUACAUGAGUCAGCCUAUUUCCUCAAAGCGUGUGUGCUUCUACAAAAGCGGUGAUGCGCAGUUCAGUGGUUUACCCGUGGUUAUCAAUAAUCGAACGUUCAAAACCUUUGAGGGACUGCUGGACAGUCUGUCAAAGCGUGUUCCGCUGCCCUUUGGAGUGCGAACUAUCACCACACCUCGUGGUCAUACCACAGUCCAUUCCCUUGACCAGCUGCACCACGGCCAUUCCUACAUCUGCUCUGACAAGCGCACAGUGAAGCCGAUUGACCUGGAGCGGGCACGGCGCAAACCACCACCAUGGUACAAUGCCCGGCCGGUCAGCAACAGGCGGGUGGCCAUACGGCGUCAGAGCCCUGGCCCACACAGCGCUCGCAGGGCCAGACGGAACGAGCACGCAGCCCUGCUGCACACACCCAAGCGGCUGGUGGUGUUCCGCAACGGAGAUCCAGAAGAGAAGCAUACACUAAUGCUACAGAAGAGGACCACACACUCUUUCGAGGCACUGCUGGGCCUUGUGUCUGAGACCAUGCAUUUCCCUGUGUUGAAGCUGCACACACCAGAUGGAAGAAGGGUGGAUGGACUUCCUGCUCUCAUCUUGUGCUCAGGAGUACUGGUAGCUGCAGGAAGAGAGCCUUUUAAAAGGGGAAAUUAUGAUGUUCAGAAACCCUCUGCUCCGACUUGGCUACCAGCAAAAAGUGUUGGGAGGCUGCAUCCUGUGUCUCGGAAAAAGAAAUCCAUAACCAGCGGCACCAGAUCUCGUCCUUUCUCACCCUCAUCAGAGCGCUUCAUUGUAAAUCAGAUACACAACAGUUUUGCAGGAAGUGCAUUUGACUAUCCUAGAAACCCUACUGAUUCUGUAGAGAUGGAGACUGGUCAGAUGCUGGAAUCCGUUGCUGAGACAGACACUAUUGCCUGCCUGGAUGGUGAAGGUGAUGGUGAAAGAGAAAUCCUCGUGCCCACUGAAGAUGAUAUAGAGAAGUCUUUUCGGGUAAACCAAGAUGGCAGCAUGACUGUGGAGAUGAAGGUGCGCCUAACUAUAAAAGAAGAGGAGACAAUUCAUUGGACAACCACACUUAGUCGCUCCAAUGUGACCAAUCAGAUGAAGACCGAACCACAUCCGGAUCUAGGUGCUACCUUGUCUGACACUGUUCCUCUUAAUGUUAACCCUGUGGGGUCAGAAGCUAUCAAAAACUGCCCUGAUGCCUUUUCUAUGGAAAGUCCUGAUGAGAUGCAAACAGGUAGGGCAGAGGAUGUUAUAAGUGUUAAAGAGUCCCUCCCAUCCCUUUCUUCAACUCCUGGCUGGCGCAAAGUUGAGCAGAAACAAUCAGUUGGCAGCACGGUGAAAGUUACAGAGUCCGAGAUCCAGGAAAGUUUGCUGGGAUCAUAUGCCUAUAGGGAAGAGACAAGUAACGGGGAGAUGAAGCAAGAGCACUGCAUGGUACGACAGUGCAGAAGUCGCCCUGUACCUAAACCCCGUAUCAACCUGCCCUCCGAACUCAAUACAACCAGCACACAACUGCAGUCUAAUACUCAGCACUAUGAAUCAGCACAGAUUCUGAAACUGCAAGACAUUGGGGAGGCAGUCCGAGAGACAGUGCUCCACAUUUAUGAACAGCAGUCCUGCGGAGAGACUCUCUUAGCCAACACACAGCUCUGCAUGCCUGGCAUGGGGGCCUAUGGUUCAGUCAAUAGUCUACCAGUAUCUGAAAAUACUAUGCGGUCAUCCAGUGAGGACUUGGAGUCUAUGCCAAUGGAUUCUGGAACUUACGGUUCAAUCAAGAGACAAGAAAAAACCCACACAUUAUGCCAACAAAGCAUCUCUCAGAAAUUCAGAAGCAAAAAGUCUAAACCGUGUACUCCAGUCAUUGACAUUUCUAAAGCUUCAGAAACCACAAUAACCUCAACUGCAAACUCAGACACUAACAAAAGGAGAAAACCAGUCAGAGUGAUUGUAAAAAAGAAUCAUAUUUUCCAAAUUCCUGCUCCUGAUCAAAAAAGAAAAGAUAACACAACCAACAUGUUCAAAGAAAUCAGGAAAAUAAGAGCUGAUAUGUUCAGCCAAGCUGGAACUAUGAGACAUACCGAGCAUUACAAGUCAAAAGCUGUUCACAAGCUUCUAAAAAGACGAAACAACCAACCUAGUCAUGAAAGAAUUGUACCUCACCUGUUACAUAAUCCUGUUCAGCUGACAAUAGAAAGUCCAAAUGAAAUAUCAGCUGAAAAAGAAGAGUACACUAAUACAGUGAAUCCUGUUCAUGUAGACUUGAUCUUUAGUAAACCAAAAGAAAGUUCACCCCCACCAAAGAAAGACUUGCUUCGAACAUCAACCAAUACAUGUACGUUAACACGCCAGAUGUCUAUGCACGAGGAGCGCAAUUUUCAGAGAGAAACUCGAGAGCUCAGUGAAAGCAUAUCCCUUCCUGCUCUGCAUUCGUCUUCAUCAGUCUUCAAUGAAUAUGUUGAACUCUGGCUACAGAAGAGUGUACCUGAUCAAGAACAGGUACAGGAAGACCUUCCCCAGCCCAUCCUAGAAAAAGCAGAGAAAACAGACUCAUCAAAUGAGGAUAUUCCAUGUUAUGUUUCUACCAGAAAACCUCAAUCUUCAACAAGCACAUCAGUGGAGAAGAUCACUUCUAUAAAGGCAACAACACCCAAAAGUCCCAGUCCAGAAAAAAAUGCAAUACCCAUAAAAGAUAUAAAAAGGGACAUAACUAGCACACACCAUACAGAAACAAAAUCACCUCAAAAGAGCAGUACAGCGCAAAAAACAAAACCUCAAACUCUGUCUAUGAAAAAUAUAUAUAAUAAAAACAUUUCAUCAGAGGAAAGUUUGUUACUGAGUGAUAAUUCAUCUGAGAAAAAAAUAAUACCAGAUGUCUCUCAUGGAGAAACUUUACUGACGAAAAAAGUUAAUGGAAAAAAUAUCCAUGCUACCUCAGAUAAUAAUUCUGCAUCAAGUGAAUCAUCAAAUCGCCACUUGUCAAAUCAAGAAAAAAUGCCUUUCCCUGAAAAUAUUACAAAAAUGUCUUGCCAAUCAGAAGAUUCCAGUUUAGAAUCAAGCGGUAAUACAGAAAGACAAACACCUCUACUUAAAAAUACUGCAGAAAAGACUCUUCUGCUUAGCCAAGCUUCUGUAGAAAAAAUACCCAAAAACAACACCCUGACCAAGGCAUCUCUAUUUGACCAUCAACACAUGGAGGAAACACCACUUUCUACAAAGGUUACUUCAGACAGAAGGCCAGCACCAAGACAUUCAUCACAGAUAAAGGUAUCUGAAUCAAAUAUAACUUUGUGGAGCAAAUUACAAGCUAGUAUUGACGCACCAAAAACAAAGGAAAUUAGUAUCAUGCCUCAGGUGGACACUGCAGAUGCCCAGGUCAAAUCUGCAACAGAAACUACAAGUUUGCAAGCAGAAAAAUUGUAUACAGUCAAAAUGGCAGUGAGGCCAGACAUGAGGCAUGUUCUUGAAGAGCUCUGCCAAUCCAUUCAUUCCUUCAGUGAAGUAACACAGCAGAAGCGACGGUCUCGUUUGGAGAAGUCCAAUAGUAUGCCAGAUUUUUCCUCACAACUGGCCUCUACAUUCGGCUCGUCUUCUCGAGUACUGUUGGCCUUUCUCUCGGUUAUGACUCUAAAGGAUGGUCUGGCCAAUUUAAAUACAUGUCGCCAAGCUCAGGACAACCUGAGCUGCUCAGAGGCUUUGCUUAUGCUUCAGUCGCUCAAGGAGAUGGCAGCCAUGGAGGAUGCCGAUAGACUGAGAUCCAGUCUAAAUGCUCUCCAAAGCUCAACAUCAGCUCAGCUGCUGCAGAGUUGGAGAGGUUUCCAAGAACUAAGCAGUAUGUCCAGGAGCCACAGUGUCACCCUGGGAUCCUCAAGAAGUGGCUCAUGCUCCGAGGAAGAGGCAAUUCAGGGACUCAUGGAGGAACUUGGUGUUCCUGAAAGGGUCAGAGAAGAGAUUGCUGCUCUUUGUCCUCAGGAAGAAGAGAGCAUCGAAGGUAAUCAGGUGGAGGGAUUAGAAUCUGAGGAAAGGAGGGAGUCACUGGCAGAGGCAAAGAUAAAUGGAUUCACAGAAUCAAUUGUAAGGGAAGAUUCAAUCAGCUUCGCUGACUCUGUGCUUGAAAAAGAUGUAAACUUGUAUGUUACAUCAGUCAUUGAAAAUGCUGUUAAUGCACACAGUAAAGAUGGUGGCAGUUCAGAUGUCUCUAAGAUGCAUUCAUUGGUUAGUACGGGAGCAGAUAUUGAAGAGGUAACUGAGAGACAUGACCAGGAGUUCUCCCCAGAAAAAACGGCCAAUUGUGGACUUGACACUGAUGUGUGCGAGGACUUGUCUUACCAUGAACCUGUCUUGGAAGAAAAGCAACAAAGGAAAAGAGAAGUAGUGCCAGUGAGACAUGUAAGAAAACAGGAAAAAGAUCCAGAGCCACAAAGUAUUGUAAAGGAUAAAUCAAUGAAAGAGAGUACAGCAUGUAGUGAAUGUGCCGCCAGGACAACUUACAUUAUGGAAGAGAGUCCUAAACACCAUGUGAUACUAGAUAAUAAUGAAGGAAAUAAAGGAUGGAUGGAUACAAAGGAACCAGGUGAAAUUACUGUUACAGAAAACCGCCCUAACUCAUUUGAGACCCCAAGUAGUGAAGACAAAACAAACACAUCUGAAGAAGAUAAAUACAGUUUAGAGGAAGAAGAGGACAGCUGUGAUGAAGAACUUAUGAGCUUUUCUGAAGACCAUGCUAGUGAUAAAGAGGAAAAAGUAAACCCUAUCACAAUACAUAGUGAAGACCAUAGAAACACCACAAUAGCACCCCUCUCCACUUGUCAAAGAGAAACCCAGGUCAGUCAAACGCAAAGCCAACUACACAGUCACACAGACUGUGUGGAACAGCACACUACACCACCCGAAAGGCAAGUUACUUUGAUUCCUAUUCAUGUAGAAUCAAAUGUAAAAGAGGAUAUGGCUCAGGACUCUGGGCAUGACACAGAUCAGCAACAAGUCAUCUACGAGGAAAGAAUAAUUUACUCUGAUGAGGAUCAAAUGGUCUUGGAAGCACCAGAAUGCUACACAAUUUAUCAAGAACAUUUUGUGGAGGAAAAUGAAUAUGGCCCAGAAGAAGUUGUAGAGUUUGAAGAGGAAAGAAAGCGGACUUCAGUGGCAGAGCUCAUCAGUACCCUGGAGUCUGUCACACAAGGGGUCAGCAGUAAACCCAAGAAACCUGUCAACAGACACUUAGACCCCAGUGAAGUUCUAGACAUUUCAGACACAGAUGUGUCUCAGAUCUCAAGUGAACAAGACAGGAUGGAGGAAUUAAUAAAAGAUCCAUGGAAGGUCCAAACACAAGACAGAAGUGGCAAAAGUGGCAUCCAGCAAGUCUCAAAACGACAAUCACCAAAGCAAAACAUGACAAGUAAGCAGUCGCACAUGGACUUCACCUCAGAACCACUAUCUUCUUCAUUAGCGUUUAGCUACGAUUCCCGAAGCAGCUCUUUGGCACAAGAUCCAGAAGGAAGCAUUCACAGUAACAGAGUAAAAUCAAUCCGAGAGAUGUUUCUUGCUAAAAGCAACACUACAUCCCAGAAUGGGCAGAGGAAAACGCACAGUCCAAAUUCUGACAUGUCUGAUUACCAGACUGAAUCCACAGAGGACAGUGGGGGAAAUGGAUCCCAAACAACACCAGAGACAUCCAGCGGAGAAGACGACACAAGUCGUCUAGCCAUCGCAAAGGGUUUUGUCAGAAGAACUAUUGAGCGCCUCUAUGGAAGAGGUAAUUCAAAUAGUACAGGGCCAGAGAGACCUCUAUCAGCCUCCAAAGGAAUGCAAAAAGAAGGUCCAGGAAGGACCAACGUAACUAACCUUGCUUCCUUUCAUGAAGCCCAAACACGGGUCAGAACUGACAUAUCGUACUUCAAUGCCACAAGUUUGAUUGAUGUAAUAAAUGAGCCCAGUCAUUGUGUCACUUUGAAUGCCCAAGUGAGACCUGAAGAUGCUGUCCUCAUUGACAAGGGUCGCUGGUUGCUUCGUGAAAACCAACCAAUCACUGAAUCCUCCCAAGAACUCCAAGAAGCUCAAAGGAAAGUGGAAAAGAACUCGAGCACAGUAAAUGAACCUGAGCAGGAUGCUACAAAAGAAGAUGUUCCAUACUCAUUAUUUUGCCCAGCUUCUCCUCACAGCAUUCUUCCUUCCACUGACCUGGAGGAACUGUCUAGGUCACCAGAACAAAAGUUUACCUAUUUUAAUCUUCCAAAUGCUAGUGACUCUGAGCUGGAGCCAGAAGGACGAAAUACUGACACCCCAUCAAAAAGAGAGGCUAAAGGGACCCCUAUAACACAGUCACCCAAGUCAUGGGCUGAGAAAAAUAGCUUUUUGCCUGCCUUUAACCCACCAGUUGUUAAAAGAACAGAUAAUAAGGUGCACCCAUUAUUAGAAGCUCUAACACUGCCUGUGGUUACUCAACCAGGCAGAGGACAAGGGGCAAAAACAGAGGUUGCAAGGCGCUCUACAGAACCUGAUGUCCUGGAAAUGCUUUUCUCAUUUUGUGGACAGCACUGUCCCAUACUCUAAACUAAACAUUUACAUUGAUAUUUACAGUAUCUAAAUGAUGUGACAAUGAACUGUUACCUCAGAGAUCAGCUUGGGAAUGCCCACAUCUGUAUAAAUUGUGAGGUGUUAUCUUGUAAGGGAGGUUAAACACUGGCCAGCGUGCUUAUGGCAAGGUGACAGGAAUUAUUGCAAUUUGAGGGAGGCCUGUUAUUAAUAUAAUUUAUUAUUCCUCAAUCCACAUUACCAUCCACAGUGGACAGCUAAUGGGCCUGGUUACCAAAUUGGGUGGUAAUGAUGGUGACUGGAAGCAUCUGGCUAGAACUUCAAAUGUAAAAAGACAGGCAACUCCUGUUCAUUUUUAGCUUCUUUUUAGUAAUGGGACACAAUAUUAGUUCCUGUCAGUACCAUGGCAUGUCAUGUCAGUGUAUUACUGCAUAUAUUCAACCGAAAUACACCAGGGCUAAAUCUUAACGAUGAAUAAACCAAUAGUGAAUAAAUUGCAAAAUCUAAUGAUGAUCAGCACUGCCUUACACAUAAGAUUAGCAUAAUAGAUCUUGAAGAAAAACCAUUGCUGGAGGUGCCAGAAGAUGAUAAUAUGAACCACCUUGCUAUAGGAAGCACAGCUGUUGGUUACUGAUUAGCACUUAAAUGUGAAAGAACAUGAAUUAUUUAGUGCCUGAUCUCACAACACACCACUCAACUGUCAAUCAUUCCCUUAAAAGGUUCAUGCCUUUUUAAUGCAAAAAUUAAUUUAUUAAAAAGGCAAAUUAAUUCUAUACAUGGAUAAAAUACAUAGUCGAGGCGCAUUAUUAUAGCCACCUCCAAGUUUCUACACCCAUUAUGCAUCUUAUCAGCUCCAGUGGUUAUAUAGGAGCACUUUGUGGUUUUAUAAUCACAGACUGUAGUCCUGAUUAUCAGUACACUUUAUUUGCCUCCUUUUCACCCUGUUCUCCACAAGGCCACCACAGAGCAGGAAUUAUUUGGGUGGUGUCACUGCAGUGACACUGAUUGAGAUGGUGUAAUAAUAGUGUGUGUUGUUGUGGUUGUAAGAGUGCAUCAGACACCUCAGUCUUACUGCUGGACUGAGAAUUGUCCACCAACCUCGAAACAUGCAAAAGGCAUGUACCCAUUUCUUUUAAUUAAUCAAUAAAAAAUAUAGUCUCAAGUCAUAACCUUUAAGAGCCAGGUGCAUUCACGUGGUGAAGGUGCUCAAUCAGGUUAUUUAUUGGAACAGCAAUGUUAUUUUCUUUUCUGUUUAUUGUUGAUGUAAAAUUUGGGUUUGUGCACUGCAGCAAAUCUGUGUGUGUGAGCGUGUCUGACAAUUUACUUUUGUCAGGGUUCAAAUCAGUUAGUGGCGCACCAGUGUUUUCUGCCGCCAAAAUAGAAACACACGAAAAAUUUACCUGAACACACCUCAUUUUCAGACCACCACACUCAUUGGAAGAGAUAUAUUUCUAAACUCCUUUGCUAUUUUAAUGGCCAGCUGCAAGGCAUAUAAAUAAACCUUUGUGGGGUGUAAGAUGGCAAUGAGUAUUGUGAUGCACAUUGUGCAGGGUGUACCAUAGGGCCCCUAAGGUGGAGCAGCUAGUGAAGAGCGUCUGAUAAAGUUUACAGUCAGUGGACACGGUGUUUAAAAACUCCAGCAGCACUGCUGUGUCUGAUUAUAUAGAGCUACAUGGUUCUCCUAUGUUGUCAGUAGAGCUUAUAAGAUGGACAGUGAAUAAUGAGGUUAAUAUUGCAAAUUGACCAUGUACAUACACUUGCUAUUCAAAGAAGAGUUAACUCAAGACCCAUGAGUGUACUGCCUUUCUGAAGCAGUGAAAAGAGAGAUAAGUUUGACGACUUCAAGGCCAUACUGUGCAUUACCGUAAUCUCAUUUUGACCAAAAGCUUUAAAGCACUGAGCGGUUAAAGCGUCACAAAAUCAGGGAGAUCAGCUCUAGCUCCCAGCAUGAGACUGGGGCAUAUGCUCAACUCGCACGCAAAUGUUGUGCGUUCCAUAUAAACAACAGAUCUUCCAUAUGCCACUAUUCUGCCAAUCACUGCUGUAAAGAACAAUUUAUGGAACUGCAGUAUUUGUGUGUGUAUUGUAUUACAAUUUUUGAUGUUUUGUUUUAUAUUAUUUGUAAAUUUAUGUACAUUUGAUGUCGCUGUAUACAAUUCACUAGCUUGUAUUAUUGCAGAAGUUUUAUAGUACACUUGUCUUUAACCUUUUUUAUGUAUAGAAGCUGAUCGUCUUUGUAUUUGCAAUGUGAAAGGCAGCUCGUGUUUUUGUUUUUCUGUGACUUGUGUUACACAUUUAACUUAUUAAAUGUUUGUUAUA